GUUUGGUAGGAAAAAUUGCUUUAUGGGACAUCGUCGUUAUUUGCCACAUGAUCACAAGUAUAGGUACAAUAAGCAGUCCUUUAAUGGUUUUGAAGAGCAUAGACCUGCCCCUAUCCCACCCUCAGGUUCAACCAUGUUAAGGCAAAUUGAGGAGAGUCGGAAGAGACCGCGUGAUUGUUCUACAAGUGAGGUUGGCCUGGAUCAAUGGAAGAAAAAGAGUAUUUUUUGGGAUUUACCUUAUUGGAAGAACAAUCUUAUUCGUCAUUGCCUUGACAUGAUGCACAUAGAGAAGAAUGUUUGUGACAAUAUAUUGUUCACCGUACUUGGUGACAAAAAAAGAUCAAAAGACAAUUUGCAAGCUCGUAAGGACUUGCAAGCGAUGGGAAUUAAAGAAAAGCUUCAUCCAUAUCCUAAUUCUUCCAAGUUUCCUCCAUCAUGAUUUACCAUGAAGAAAGAGCAGAAAGAUAUCUUCCUAAAAGUUUUAAAAAAUGUGGUUUUUCCAGAUAACUACGCAUCAAACAUUUCUAGAUGUGUUGAUCUUAAGAAACGCAAGAUCUCUAAUUUAAAGAGCCAUGAUUCCCACAUUCUGAUGGAGCAUCUUUUGCCAAUUGCUUUUAAAAGAUCUCUUCCUAAAGAAGUUACUUCAGUGUUGAUUGAGUUAUGUAACUACUUUAGAGAAGUAUCAAGCAAGGUUCUAGAUGUAAAGUAUAUCGAGAAGCUCCAACAAAGAAUUUGGUUGACUAAUUCUAAUCUGGAAGUCAUAUUCCCUCCAUCAUUUUUCACUAUUAUGGUUCAUUUGGUCAUUCAUCUUGGAGAGGAAGCAAUUCUUGUUGGUCCUGUACAAGGUCAUUAUAUGUAUCCUGUUGAAAGGGAACUCGGCCAUUUGAAGUCUUAUGUUCGUAACAAUUCCGCAGCAGAAGGCUGUAUAGCUGAAGGGUAUAUUUUGGAGGAAUGUCUCACUUUUUGUUCAAGAUAUUUGGAGGUUGGCGACAUAGAGACAAGGUUUAAUCGACCAAGGCGUAAUGAUGAUGAAAAUGAGAUCAGUGCUAGUAGUGAAUCUACUAUCUUGUCAAACUUGUUUCCUGCAUCAGGCAAGCCUGUUGGGGCUAUUAAGACUCUACCGAUACCUCCCUUGGAAAUCAUACAAGCUCACCGAUAUGUUUUAACCAAUUGUGAAAUAGUUGAUGCAUUUCGAGAGUAGGUUACAUGGUCUUUUAUAUUGUUCAUUUUCUUUUGUAAUGUAUUUU
Lycium barbarum (goji berry) is the source of this 1247-nucleotide messenger RNA. RefSeq lists its product as uncharacterized. The coding region runs from base 446 to 1201 and encodes 251 amino acids. The record is from RefSeq and is a predicted model, not a curated record. The transcript has 2 exons. NCBI's taxonomy places the organism in Eukaryota, Viridiplantae, Streptophyta, Magnoliopsida, Solanales, Solanaceae.